UACUGAUCGCGCUUUUGCUCCGAUUGUGUUUUUCCUGGCCAGGACGGAAUCAGAUACUAUCAGAAGGGGCUAGGCUACAAACUUCAUCAGAGAAUAGGAGCGGAGAACCCCUUUGAACACAUACGGACGCAGAAGGGAUAUUGUUCCGACGUCUCCGUCGCAGACUGGGAUGGUGAUGGCGACUUGGACUUUCUUCUAUCUGAUCCCUUGAGGCCAAUGCAAUACUUUGAGCAAUCCCAAGGCCAGCUUGUGCUUCGAGAGGGUCCGAACAGAUCAGAAUACAGUAGCCCGUUCUUUGAAAUUGCGAAUCAAACAGUCACACAUAGACCUAUCAUGGCAGACUGGAAUGGAGAUGGAAACAUGGACUUACUGUUGUUGGCAAAGUUCCUUGGCAGGGCCACGUUGAAUAUUUCUCAGCAGUCUCACUGCACUUCCUAUUUGUAUGAACAACACAAGACUGGCGGAAAGACAAUGUUGGUGUUCAAAGACGAACCGUUUUUCCAGAACAAGGGGUGCAGUUCAUUUGAUGGCUCUGGUGCAUCACUUGUGGAUGUGGACGGGGAUGGUCAUUUGGAUGCAAUCUUUGGAUCGUUCCUGGGGCCAUUGCAUGUCUAUAAGCGCACUUCUGCAGGCCUCGUCAAGCCAAACGAAUUCCCGUCGAAUUCGAUCCCACUCGACAUGAUUCAACUGGAGUCAGAGAGUAAGCGUAAUCAAAUUCAUUUCCUGCACCCAGUCCUUGCAGACUGGGAUUUGGAUGGUGACCUUGAUCUUGCUUUGCUUCAUCUACAAGGAGAAAAUCAUCCUGAAAAGAACCGUUACUUUGUUCACCUCCCAGACAACACUGUCACAGAGCUGAACGGGCCGCCAAACAACUCGUGCCCGAUCAAUUGGGGCCAAGAUUUCAGCAUGGCUGAUUUUGACGGAGACGGAAAGAAGGACCUCGUGGGUUUCGACGGAGUAGAAACUGUUGUUUGUCUUCAGACUUCUUCUGGUUUUGUAGUGCUAGAGCCUGAGAAGAUCCCUUUCAACUACCCAUCCCACUGCCCGCAAUGCUUGACAGAUUUCUCCCAGUUCCCUUGGAGUGGCGUUGAUAAUUUUCCAGCCUUUCUAGACUGGGAUGGUGAUGGGGACGUGGACGUGCUCAGAAAGAAUCUGGCAGACAAGGUCUAUUUGUAUGAGCAGCUGUCCAAUGGCACAGUUUUCGCUCAUCCUCUCCCCCUUCCCUCAGCGCACGACUUUUCAGCUGCAGAUUUUGAUGGAGACGGUGAUGUUGACAUCAUGAUUAUCCCACCCAACUCAGACAGCUGUUUGUAUUUUGAGCGACGUGGUGACGGGAGCCUUGAGCAGUUGUUUGGCUCUGACAACCCUUUCAACGGUAUGUGCCAGGGAACGUCUGAUUUCCCCAUGCAAGGCAAUGGCCUUCAUGCUUCGUUGGGGGACUGGGAUGGAGAUGGUGAGAAAGAUCUGGUUGUGAUGGAUGCUUUCAAAGUGACGUUGUGGACCAGUCGACCGAUGGAAAGUUUUGUCGAAGUGAUUGAAAAGGAAAGUCCAUUCGGAAAGUUUCGGUUCUCCAAAGCAUCACGGGUGAGUCUCGUCGAUGUGAAUGAUGAUGGGAGGUUGGACGUAGUCGUGCCGCCGCAGUCCUACCUCUUGGGAAUUAUGAGAGGGUAUGCAACAUACGGUUAUUUCAAGUCUGGAGCCAGUGGAUUGCUGGUAGAACAGCUGGGUGAAGCGAAUCCAUUUGACAAGGUUGCCUACAACACAACAAAUAGCAAUAGAAAUAGACAAUCGUCCUUAGCUGGACAGCAACUAAUUGUGGAUCUCGAUGGUGAUGGAGAUUUGGACAUAGUCCAUGGAGAUCUGCAGUACACACGAAAUGAUGGCGGUCAUUUCACACACUUGAAUCCCUCUGACCCUGAUCACCCGUUUAGGGGGAUCCAAGACGGAGAAACAACAUGCUCGACUUUUGUGGAUUGGGAUAGAGAUGGAGACCUUGAUUUGGUGCAAGCCUAUCUGCCUGGAGGGAAUACUUUUUAUGAAGUCUUGCUGCACCAAGCCUGGGUAGGAACAGUCAUUGUUGAAAUGUUGCGCAAUGGGACCAGCCGGGCCGAGCGUGUGGCAUGGGUUAAGAAGAACUUGUAUCGCCGGAUGCGCUUGUAUCUCAAUGCUGGCAUGAGUUUCCAAGAAGUCACAGGAUCGGCAAGUCCUUUCCACGAUAUCUACUUGCAGUUGAGAAACGAUUCGGUAUGCCCUACCUUCGUGGACCUUGAUAAAGAUGAUGUCUUGGAAUUAGUCUUUGGAAGCUUCAAUGGAAAACUGCAGUAUUUUAGGCAGCAGAAUGGUACCUUUCAGCACGUUGAGGAGACGCCUUUUGCUGACUUGUCCAUUAAAAUUUCCCCUUCGGGUGUCCUCAUGCCUCGCUUCGUAGAUUGGGAUGGCGAUGAUGACAUGGACUUGGUGAUCACAGGAUUAGACAAGGUGCGAUUCUUUCAGCGCGGCGUUUGCAAGCCCUCUGCCUCAUACUGCAAAUCUGGAGUCUGUAAUCAGCGGACCUCGACGUGCACAUGUGAUGCUGGCGCAGAAGGACAAGACUGCAGCCUUUGCGGCAACUUCUAUGUCCGUGAGAAGGGCAAAUGUAGGCCAUGUCCUGGCCAUAAUGAACUGGCAAGUACUUGCAGCCGGAGAGGUGUUUGUGAAGAUGAUGCAGAUGCAAGAAACAAAAGGCUUGCGAAGAAUCUGACCGGCUUCGAAGUGACUUCUGCUAGAGGAACUGGCCAAUGCACAUGUUCGCAGCCUUUUUUUGGGCAUGGCUGCCAAGAGGGGCAGUGCCCAGCUGGAGAGCACUUGGACAGACAUGCAAAAGUGGAUAGGGCUACCGAAAAGUAUUCUCAGUGGGAAGUUUGUGCACCUUGCGAAUCUGGCAAAUUCAAGAAUUUCUCAGGCAACGAGGAAUGUUCUUUUUGCCCAGAUGGGCAUGUGCCACUGAACCGCACCAGCUGUGUUCCUUGCGCUUCUGGCACUGUCUCAUCUCGAGACAACCCUGAGACAUGUACACCUUGUCCUGAAGGCUCUGUCCCAAACAGACAGACGAAUACUUGUGAGGAGUGCACGGGUCCAACCUACGCAUUUGAAGGAGAUGAGUCUUGCAGGAAGUGUUUCUUUCCAGCUUUGAUCUUGACGGGCGACGAGAAUUUGUGUACCCCAGUCUAUACGGUGCUCUUUCUGUUUGCAUCUAUCCUCUUGGCAGUGUUUGUACUGGCGAUCUUCGGAAGGUUGCGCGUUGAAUGUCUCAAAAGGCGACUCAAGAAACUUGUUGCCGCAAGGAAUUGGAAGGAUUUGCAUACCACACAGGCCAGACCACUGGAAUAUGGCCUUUGGCAGCAUAGAGCCUGCAAGCUGCUUGCGCUUCGCAAGGCUGAGGUGAAGUCGCGAUCUUUGCAGCUGGGUGUCUCUCUCGACUACGUCUUCAGCAAGCUGGAGGAUACCUACAAGGAGAAGGCACAGCAGGCCGAGUGGCGAGUGGAUGUUUGGGGCCCAACGACACAGAGCGGUUUCUUGGUGAGGGUCCGCAACUGUGGAGAUGCAGUUGAUCCCGAGUCUGCCUGGCCUACGCUGUCUAUUUGUGAUCGCCCAGAAGACCCAAACUUUCAUCAGGUAGCGGCGCUGUUGGCUUAUGGACCAUGGGCUUUGGGCAAGGGUCUGUGCUGCCCACGUGAUGGGUUGGCAGAUUGCAGCCUUGUCGACGCACUGGAAACGGAAUGCAACAGCGCAAAGGCGACUUGGUUCCUCUCCUGGGUCUGGAACUACAAAUUCACUACUGUGCUGAAGGAGCAUUCCGACCACCGUCAUUCUGCCAGAGCUGGAGGUUGGUGCCAUUGAAACUUUGGAGGACUUAACCCAACAAUGUCAAGUUGAUGCUGAGAAGGCCAGAGCUUCAGUCCAAGCAGAUGCGGAUGCCAUCAAAGAACGCAUCCAAAAAGAACAUCAAUCCUUUGAGUAUGUGAACCAGACGGUGGAGCAAGCCCUGUGGUGUGAAGUCAUAAAAUUCUUGAAGCAGUCUCAACAAGAACCUGAAGAGAUCGAACUGUCAACACAAACGCCUCAAGACUCGGACCUUUCGACCAGCUCAGCUCCCAUUUCAGCCAUACUUUCUGCCGACUCACAGUGCGGUCUCCAAUGAAUUACAGGCAGACAGCCGAUGGGUGCAGUCUCAAGAUCCGACAAGGCUCAAGUGCUCAAGUUUGGCAGCCAACAAAUUGACUGGACCCUCAGUCAAUCUUUUCUGAGCCACGGGCCUUAAACUUUUUAAGAUGCUGUCAGUCCUGCACAGAGCUUGACUUUCAGUCUUUGUUGUCUAGCCUCGGCCGCACGGCUACCUUGCACGUGGGUUGAAUCUGAGUCUUAAGAUUUGG
Messenger RNA from Cladocopium goreaui, 4412 nucleotides. Lineage: Eukaryota; Dinophyceae; Suessiales; Symbiodiniaceae. The record is from the annotation of a GenBank genome assembly.